GUAGGAUCAAAAAAUCAAGUGCCUUACCAGUCAUGUACGACGACGUUGUUGGCUGCGCAGCGCGAUAGGAGCGGGGUAUAAAUUUAAAAAUUAAAUACUGCAAGCCGAGCUGGUGUGUAAAAGCGAAGAAAAUUACCCCGAAGAAAAAGAAUAUUUUAAACAGCCAUACACACAAACGCCGACGAGACACGGGUUAUUCGCCAGAGUUGACGAAAGUCGGGAGAAUAAGAAAUAAAGGAAGCAAUAUUAAGAAAAGCUAAUUUUAUCGCUUAAGUAAAGUUGAAAAGACGGAGAAGCCAAGUCAGACACACUGCUGAAGUAUCUCCACAGCGCGAGAAUAUCGGAGACGUAGAAGAAAAAAAAAACAACAAAAAUAAAACUAAAAGCAACACAACUAACAAGGCAACAAGUAUAACAAGAGACAGACGACGAAAGCGACGUGUGCGAACAUACACACAUUCUCUCGCGCGCUCAUUCGCGUGCGCUGCGCUGCGCUGUGCUGAGCCGAGCUGAGACGAGCCGAAACGAGCUCUCUUCUUCCUACUGAAAAACUGCACACGGGCAGCGACGAGACAAAACACACAAGAUGGCGUUCAACAACAGCAACAGCAACAACACCAACAACACGGCCAGCAACACCAACACCUCGGAGGAGAACGAUGGGGCCAAUAAAAAGAAAAACCUGAUAAUUCUGGUGGAUAAAGACUCGAACGAUAAGUUGAACGAGCUGUUCGAUAAAACACUCAGCAAUAAAUUACCGUUGCAAAUUCCCUACCGUAUGCGAAAGUUGCCAGACUCGUUCUUCAAGCCGCCGUCCUCCGGGUCCAAGUCCCCCUCCGUGUCACAUUCGCGAGAAAAUUCGGCCGAUUCGGCAUUCGGGUCCGGCACAACCAUACUGGGCGGGGUCACCACCGGCCCCAACGGACUACCGAUCCAUCACAGUCGGGCCCACAGCAGUCCGGCCUCGUUGGGCAAGAUCCCGGCCGGUUUGGUCGCGAGCCUUACGGCGGCCAGCCAACAGGCGGCGGCCAACAACAGUAGCAAUGUAAAUAGCAAUAAGACACAGCAAGGAGGCAGCAGUGGGGACGGGGGAGCAUCGGCCGUUGCCCAACAGCAGCAGCAAGCACAGCAACAGGCUCAGCAGCAAAGUCUCACCAGACAGGCCAUUCUGCACAGCCGGGGACGCUCGUAUGACGUGUCCAACCAGCAUGCCACCUACGGGGAACUGCCGCCCGGUUGGGAGCAGGCCAAGACGCAGGACGGCAGGAUCUACUACAUUAAUCACAACACGCGAACCACCACGUGGGAGGAUCCACGUAUCACCGCAGCCAUGCAGCAAGAGAGCCUAUUCCAACAGCAGCAGCAGUCCAGCGUCGAGACGCUGUUCAACACGGGGUCCCAGACGCUGAUAAGUCCCACCAUCUCGUCACCCACGCCCACCAACAAUGUGGUAUUUUCAGAUUCGAUUGAAAUGUCGAACGAUCUGCCGCUGCUGCCGCCGCCACCGACCAACGUGUCGAUGCUAACCAACAACAACAACAACAGUAAUGUCAAUCUCGGUCCACUUCCGGAAGGUUGGGAGGAAGGAAUAACGGCCAAAGGCGAACGGUACUACAUCAACCACGCGACGCGGACGACCACCUGGAGGGAUCCUCGAUUGUCAAACCAAGAUUGGGCAGCACAAGAGCAAUCGGUCAGACUGUACAACCUGCAGCUGGAGCGAGAGCGCCUCCGGAGGCGACAACAGGAAAUUAGGUCACAUAUAGGGGAAGAUCCGUUCCUGUCCGGACUGACGGAUCACUCACGCCAGGAGUCAGGUGACAGCGGACUGAGCGAAUCGUCGACGUCGCAAUCGAUGCCACACACGCCCGAUUUCCUCUCCAGCAUAGACGACAGCAUGGAUGGGCUGAGCAUGGCAGACAACACAAUGGACACAAUCGCAUUUGGAGAUAAUUUAGAAACGCCAGAUGAAUUCAUGCUGGAUGAUCCCCUGCUACUGGAAAAGAUCGAUGCCGUCAGUAAUCUGAACCUGAUAGAUCCCUCGAGUACCAAACCGGACAACACGUUGUACGACAUCAUCUAACAGCAGUUUCCCGAGUAAACGCGAAAGGAGAAACAAUAGGAAAAUGCACGCGUUUUUUUGUUUGUUUGCUGUUGUCACAACGGCGACAGGACAGAUGAAUAUUCAUUACGGUUUACCAACACCCACACACACACACACACAUUAUAUAUACUUAAAAGCAGAAACACCAUUACUCAAAUCCACAUACUGAGUAACGUUAGGAAUUUUCAUUUUGGUCAUACUCACACACAAACACCCAUAUCCACACACACACACAUACAUCUACACGACGAAGGUUAAGUAUAGCUGUAAAGUUUUUCUUUAUCGCUAUAGGAGAAAAGUAAACCAUACAACCGAGAAUAACAACAGGAAUAGAAUCAGCGAGAGAGGAGCGUGUGAAAUGUUAAAUGAAACAAUUUCUACAUUUAAGAUUUAGUUAAAUAUUGGUUUAAUACUGCAUACAAUAGGGAACCUCUGAAAAAAAAAGAAAACUAGAACCUCCGACACUCUCGAUAUCAGAAGGGCGAGAGACUCGUGUGUGCGUAUUAUACAUUUAGAAAUAUUGCAAUCGCGGGAUCACCCCGUCGCCAUUGCAAGCAAUGAUCAAGUGCCUUAUCGGAAAAGAGGACACUUCCCAGUGGGAGGGGGAGGGCGGCGCGAAACUGGACAAAACAGGAAGAUGUGAUUUCAUGUUGAUUAUUUUUGCGCAGACACCAACACAUAUCAGAGAACAUAUGCGCCGCGCGAAGGGAAGCUUUUCCGAAGCAAUCGUCUGUGAAAACUCCGCAAAAUGAGAGAAUGCGAGUUUUAAAAUACUGUAGAUCAACACACACAUACACACACACACACAUACAUACAAAUCGUUAACACGGAGAUGCAAUAAUGAGUAGUUUUCACAUGUUUUGUUUGGAAAUGUCUUUUGGAGAGAAUUUUAAACUUCGUUAGGAAAAA
Messenger RNA from Ochlerotatus camptorhynchus, 3013 nucleotides. It is a transcript of the gene yki, whose product is annotated as Transcriptional coactivator yki. The record is from RefSeq and is a predicted model, not a curated record. Gene Ontology annotation, biological process: positive regulation of transcription by RNA polymerase II; hippo signaling. Bases 587 to 2083 code for a protein of 498 amino acids. Gene Ontology annotation, molecular function: transcription coactivator activity; protein binding. The transcript has 7 exons. Gene Ontology annotation, cellular component: cytoplasm; nucleus. NCBI's taxonomy places the organism in Eukaryota, Metazoa, Arthropoda, Insecta, Diptera, Culicidae.